CUCUAUCAUCAUCAUUGUGCCAAUAGCCACUGACAUAAGUCAUCAUUGAACAUCUAUUUGCCUUCUUCUGCACAGAUUCACACAUCUAGUCUGAUUAAAUUUAAUUUGUAUUGCAAAAAUAUUACUUAUAGCAUUGCGAGUAAAAUACUCUUUAAUAAAUGCGACUUUAUAUUACUUUUGUUCAAAACCUCUAAUUUGAAAUAACAGAGUCUUACUAUUUCAUCAUAAUUCUUGUUAUUGUCUUUAAAUUAAUAAUAGGAUACUUCAACAAAAAAGUUUUUUUUUUUUUUUUUUUUUUUGUGUUUCAAAAAUAAAAAGGCCACAAGUAUAAAUACUUGUAUGUGUGUGUAGUAGUCCUUGUAUAUAUAAUCAUAGGUUCUGAAUCUUUCUGACGUAUCCUACAAAAAUUGUAUUGCACUAGCCAAAGGAAAAAAGCUGUAACUCCUCUGCUACAAAAGCAAACACCCCAUUUCUCUUCUUUUUGUCCCCCCCACCACCACGCCUUACCCCAACAACACAUUCAAACCCCAGAGCAAGAAAAACCUAUAUCCUUUCUUUUGGAUUCCAAAAGGAAAGAAAAAGUAAACUCGUUUGGUUCUUCAGAGAAGAAAAGGAGAGUAAAAAGAUGAGUGGUGAAAAAGAAGACGGUUUAGGUUUGAGCCUGAGCUUAGGAAUGAGUUGCCCUCAAAAUAAUCUCACUUCAUCAUCAACUCCUCCUUUCCCUUUGAAUCUCUUGCCCUUCAUGGCCCAUCAUCAAAAUUCUUCAGAUGUUUUUGCAGGGAGAAAUGAUGAGGAACGAGAAAGUAUGAGAAGGGAAAUAGAUAUGAAUGAACCAGCAAGGAUGAUAGAUUGUGAUGAUGUUGAUGAUGAAGAAGAAGAUAAUCAAGUGAUAAUGGUUUCGUCACCUAACAGCACUGUUUCGAGUGUUAGUGGGAAAAGGAGUCAUGACAGAGAAGAGAACCCCACCAGCUCUCUGGAGGAAGACGGCGGCGAUGCGGCGGCCAGGAAGAAACUCCGGUUGUCCAAGGAGCAAGCUGCCGUUCUUGAAGAGACAUUUAAGGAGCAUAACACUCUUAAUCCGAAGCAAAAGUUGGCUCUGGCGAAACAGCUGAAUCUCAGGCCAAGACAAGUGGAGGUGUGGUUUCAGAACAGGAGGGCAAGGACCAAGUUGAAGCAAACAGAGGUUGAUUGUGAAUACUUGAAGCGUUGCUGUGAGAAUCUGACAGAGGAAAACAGGCGUCUGCAGAAGGAAGUUAGUGAGCUUAGAGCAUUGAAACUUUCUCCACAAUUGUACAUGAACAUGAGCCCUCCCACCACCCUUACCAUGUGCCCUCAGUGUGAGCGCGUGGCAGUUUCGUCGUCCUCAUCCUCGGCAGCCUCUUCUUCAGUAACCGGAGCUAGUGCCUCUCGUUCACACCAUCACCAGGUAGGCGCCCUCCACCAACAGCCAGUGCCCCUUAACAAACCGUGGGCUGCAAUUCUCUCCCCUAAACCACUCAACAUGCAACGGCCGGAAAUGUAAUUUACUCUUGUUGUGAGGAUGAAGAAGUGAUUGAACUCUUUUUGGAGCCAAACGGAUAGACAAAGGGUAGUGAAAAGUGGUCCAGAUAGGGUAGGGAGAAAAGUGUUAAUAGAGUAGAAGAUUGAAUGAGAUGAUUACAAGAGAAUCUGAGUUGUUUUAUUUUUGUUUGGGUUCUCUUUAGUUGAUGAAUGAUUAAUGUUCGAAAAAGUUGGAUGUAAUGUGGGGUUUGAAAGGAACAGUUGUUGAAUUUGUUCAUUUCAUUUUGUGUAGGAAAAUGGUUAUUUAAAUGGGAAGACAUAA
Molecule: messenger RNA, 1822 nt
Organism: Lycium ferocissimum
Lineage: Eukaryota; Viridiplantae; Streptophyta; Magnoliopsida; Solanales; Solanaceae
Product: homeobox-leucine zipper protein HAT3-like
Exons: 4
Coding region: 626-1522 (298 amino acids)
Biological process (GO): regulation of DNA-templated transcription
Cellular component (GO): nucleus
Molecular function (GO): DNA-binding transcription factor activity, RNA polymerase II-specific; sequence-specific DNA binding
Source: RefSeq, a predicted model, not a curated record